Molecule: messenger RNA, 1651 nt
Organism: Doryrhamphus excisus (bluestripe pipefish)
Lineage: Eukaryota; Metazoa; Chordata; Actinopteri; Syngnathiformes; Syngnathidae
Gene: lg3h12orf43
Product: linkage group 3 C12orf43 homolog
Biological process (GO): negative regulation of Wnt signaling pathway; Wnt signaling pathway; Spemann organizer formation
Source: RefSeq, a predicted model, not a curated record
CUGUGGUUACAGAAGAUGGACUACGUUACCCACAAUCCUCAGCUACAAACAGGAAACAUUUGCAGCACGUGUGCUGUCAUGGCGGGCAAAGCAGUGAAGACGGUAAUUGUUGAGAGGGACUCCAGUUGCAGUGACGACGAAGACCUUAAAAGAUUUCAGGAGGCAGUAUGGGAUGCGAAGAAAAGUGGUACAACUGGUAAUGGAAAUGCGAAACAAUCCAAACGAGUUGUCGUUGCUGACCACGAACAUGAUGGUAACGAGCUCCAGGUCACCCAUGGAUUUCAAACUCAUGUCGCCAAAAAGCUCGGACAAUUUCUUGACAGUCACUUAUCAGACGUCCCGACUGAGAUAUCAAUUUGUAAGACUGCAGAUUCUGGCGAUAAUGACGAAGGGUUUCGUUUAUUCUCUACCUCAAUCCCAGGACAGCCAGCAGAUGAUCCCCCUCCUCCUGUAAAACGUCGACCUAUUCCCAGCUCAAGUGACAGCGACAGUGAGAUGGAAAUGAGGCUGAAGGAGGCAGCGGUGUCAUUCAACCAUCUUUUGCCCUCCUCGCCGGCAGCUCAAACUCCACACUCAGAAAAGAUCAAGAAGUCGGAUGAUGAAGAGGACACUCUUGCUAAGAAGAAGAAAAAGAAGAAGAAGAAGCGGCAGCUAGAUGAUGCAGGAAGAACGCAUGCGGACUGCGAUGGACCUUCUGGUGCUCAAAGCAACACAGAGCUUGCAGUCUCACAACAGGAACACCACAAAGUCAAACGGAAAAAGAAAAAGCAACAGAAUGGCGACACAAAAGAUUUAAACUGAGACAUUAAGUUUCUAGCUCUGAUUUAUUUUUCUACAAACCUCAAACGAAGGUGGCCAUAUACCUUUACUCUUAGUAAAUAGUCAUGUUGACAGUAAAUUUUUGUAAAAUAUAAAAAAAAACCUAAGCCCUUUUUAAUACUAUUUCGCAAAAACAGUGUUCAAAAAUAGUUUUAAAACACAUGAUGUUGAGUUAACACCAUUUGCCAAGGUUAUAAAAAAAUAUUUAAAUAAAAAUAAAUUUUGGUGUAAUUUUUCAUUUUCUGUUUGUGUACAAAGCAAAUCAUCUCCAACAGUGAUCCUUAUUCGUGUAAUGACCAUGUUACACUUUUUGAAACCUAAAAUUAUAAUCAUCAGAAUUUGCGGAUGUAUCAAGUCAGAGGGCUCCAAAACAAAAACAACAACAUUCCUACUGUGCAGUCGAGACCAUCUGUGUAGGAAUGUAGGAACUAAUGUCUGUUGGUGAAGGUGACAUGAGGUGAGACUGGUGGCUCUCUGCUUGGGAGGCAGGAUACAGAUCUGGGCUCUGGCUGGAUGCUGUUGAAGAGCAAGGACAUGCGUCAUUUAUCUGGGCAUUUGCACAACUGUACUCUACGGACAACACGGUUAAGCUUCAGGAACUAUUCAUGAUCGUACACCAGAAAUGUGGCAAUAAUACAUCUAAUGUACAAGUAAAAGAAGUACAAAACCAGGAUAUGUUGCUGAGCAAAAUCAAUUAAAUAGUCAUGCAUGGUAUUAUUACAUGGCAUGUAUUUUGGUUGAGAUAAAGCUAAUUAAAUAAUCCCAAAAUACACAUUUUGCUCUUCAUGUCUGCUGAGCAAUGGCUAUGAUAUUUGUGUAAAACAAGCAACAC